UUGUAAUCUUUGUUGACAGACAUGUCACAUGCAUAUAUAUCGGUGCUGGAAGUAAUACGCUUCGUCAGGUGGCCAAGCACAGCCAUGGGGAACAAAGCAAAAGCAGCGGUUCUCCUAUUAGUUUUCAUCGCAGCUUUACAAGUGGAUGGAAAACCAGCACCGGAACCUUUACCCUGGGGAUGUGGUCGAUGGGGGCGUCUGGACUGCUAUCCACCUCCUCCACCAGAACCUUACCCAUAUUACCCUUAUAAAUGGGGAGGAAGAAGAUGUCACGAUGGAAGGUGUGGCAAGGGCACGAACAAUGAAAAUACAAACGAAGUACAUGUUAAACCUGUGAUAACAGUAGAACGCGGCGGAAGAUAACGUUAUCAAGAUCAAGAAGCCGGAUCCUCGAGACUAGAAAAUGAAAAUGAAAAUGAAAACAAGUAAUGAAAAAAAAUAAAUAUUAAAACCCUACAGGCUGAGAUUUCAAUGCACCACAAAAGUGUUUAAAAACUCCUAAGACAAACCCAAUUCAGUUUAUAUAUAUAUAUAUAUAUGU
Molecule: messenger RNA, 541 nt
Organism: Penaeus chinensis
Lineage: Eukaryota; Metazoa; Arthropoda; Malacostraca; Decapoda; Penaeidae
Exons: 4
Coding region: 22-363 (113 amino acids)
Source: RefSeq, a predicted model, not a curated record